Messenger RNA from Fusarium tjaetaba, 4281 nucleotides. Its product is annotated as heterokaryon incompatibility protein het-E-1. Gene Ontology annotation, molecular function: protein binding. Bases 1 to 4281 code for a protein of 1426 amino acids. The record is from RefSeq and is a predicted model, not a curated record. Lineage: Eukaryota; Fungi; Ascomycota; Sordariomycetes; Hypocreales; Nectriaceae. The transcript has 7 exons.
AUGGCGGACCCUCUUUCCAUCUCAGCGAGCAUCGCUGGGUUAGUUGCUCUUGCCGAUCUCGUCUUCCGAUCAGGCACGAAAUACGUCAAGAGCUACAGAGGCGCCCCAACAGAAGUUGGGAACCUCAUCCGCGAAGUUAGGAGUCUCUCUGUCAUCUUACACAACCUUUCCCUUGUCGCUUUUGACCUAGAAGAGACUGGACCACCCGAAACAACUGCUGCUGUUCACGAGCCGCCAACUGUUCUUCAACCGCAUUAUCUCCACGACUGCCACCAGCUGCUGAGGCGCUUGGAGACAGGUCUUUCGCGUACAGAAGCUUCCUUAGAUUUGAGUUCUGGGCGCUCAAGAAUACAAGCUCGACUAAAAUGGCCUUAUACUUCAACCGAGUCCAGGGAAAUGAUCCAGGAUAUACAGCGCUACAACCAGAUCAUCCACACAGCUCUUGCCGCUGACUCUCUAGCCAAGCUCAAACAUUGCUUAUCCCGACAAGUCGAAAUGAAGGAUGGCCUUGAAAGAAUCAGUCGCACCGCGGAAAAGAUCUUGGACAUACAAGUCAAGAUUGCCCUCGAUGCCAAAAGGAAUAAAGUCCUCAAAGAUUUUGGCCAAGUUAAUCCUCGGGGUGAAUACGAGACCAACGACAGCCUACGGCAUGGCCUCACCGGCCUUUGGCUCACGCAAGGUCCAGAGUUUGACUACUGGUACUCAACUCCGGCUUCAAGGCUCUGGUGUAGUGGUAUACCUGGUGCUGGGAAGUCAGUCCUUUCUGCAGCCGUGAUCAAGGAGUGUUUGCAAAGAAACGCUCAUGAUGCACAAAAAGCAACCGCGUACUUCUUCUGCACCUAUAGACAUGAGCGCUCCCAGCAUCUGGUCAAUAUUCUUUCUUCUCUUUGUAUCCAACUCGCCCUGCAGAGCGAAAACGCUUUCCAAAUCUUAGAAGAGUAUCACGGCCAACUAUUCUCAAGUCACCACCUCUCUACAAAGCCCACCGCCGAAACGCUCACACAGGUACUACAUCGUAUCUGUGCUUGCUUUACCCGCGUCUACAUUAUCGUCGAUGGUCUCGAUGAGUGUGACAAUCGAGUCGAAGCAAAUGUAAAGUGCUUGGCCGAGCUUGCGCUGCCACAAGGGUACGAUAUUAUCAACAUGGCGUUAUUUAGCCGGGACGAGAGCAUUAUACGCACACGUCUGGAGAAAGACUUUCCUCAUGUCGAAAUUGAGGCCCAUACCGAGGACUUGCAACUCUAUGUCGCCUCGGAACUUAACGAGAGGAUUGCUUCAAAACGGCUGAGGCUUCACAGAGCUCGACGUGACGCCUUGAGCAAGCUUCCCCCUUCGCUCUAUGCAACUUACGAUCGUAUCUUACUAAGAAUUGAUGGUUGUAACGAUGCGGUAAAGCGACUGGUCAAGGGAGCGCUAUUAGUGCUCGCGACGUCUUUCUCCUCACUCUGCUUCAAAGAAAUCUGCGAGGCCAUUUCCUUGGAAGACGGCGCAACAACUCUCGAAGAUGAUGAGAUUGUAGAGGAAGAUGAAUUGCUGCGAUGGUACAGUAGCCUUGUUCGAGUCAACAAAUCCGACUCUUUCGCCUAUGGCAAAAGAAUUCAGUUUGCACACUUUACAGUCCAAGAAUAUCUUCAGUCCUUGAAGACUCUCAAUUCGGAUCAUCAAUACCCAAAGCUCAGAGAAUACGCUGUUUCGCGCGUAGAUGGUAUCGACUUUUCUUUCCUGUGUUUACGCUUCCUCACUAUGGAGGACAUGGAGCGAUUUCCGCCAACCCCUGACAUAACACGUAGUAUCGGGGACAUGCUUGCUCGACGCAGACGCAGAACCUUUUACUGCAAAUCAGUACUAUCUUGGACACCAUAUAAGACACCACCGUCAAAUAUGGAAGAUGAGACAAAUAGGCUCCUGCGGAAACUCUUCCAACCAUCCAAAACGCCCUCCUUCUGUCUAUGGGCAAUUGACUUCAUAUUCAGUCAUCAUCCCUCGUCUUCAACAGACGUCUCUUCUGAGUCAAGAAGAGUUCUAUCGAAAGUCAUUAGUGCGGUGCUCAGGCCUGAAUUCACGCCUCUUCACAUGGCAGCUGCAUUCAUCUCACCCCUGACAUUCUCAUUACCAUCCGAAACUAUGAUAUCUCUCACUUUAUUAUGCCCUGAUCUAUUCACCAACAACGUCGAAAUCAUCAUCAAGCUUCUUAGGGCUGGUGUGUCAAUCACGGCUCAAGAUGUGCAGCUCUUCAGAAGUCUUUACGAUAGGUGCCUGCAGAUGCCUGCUUUCACAUCCGAGACCUCUCAGAUAUGGUCUCUCUUUCCACAAUUACUCGAGGCCCUUGGCGAAAACAAUACACCAGACUGUCCUAGAUUUGUCCUUCGCCAGAAAACCACAGACUUUAUCUUAAGAGCAAGCGAAAGAAGGCAACCCCAGUCCCCAGAUAGGCAGUCGCUUGAUGGCGCCAGUAAUGAAGAGGCCCUCAAAUACUUCCACUCACUGAUCAGGUUGAACAAUGGAGCUGGGAUGAGGGCUUUCCUUGCCACUCCGAGAGCUGAAUUGGCAAAGCCGGCGGACAUUGAUCCCGGGAAUCUUGGAUGGAAUGCUCUUCAUCUUGCAUUACGUUCCAAGCCAGUUCAUCUGUGCUGUCUGGAUAACACCGGUGAGGCGCUUCAAAUGUUACUGCGCUUUGGUGGAUCAAUUCUUGACACCGACAAAUUGGGCAGGACCGUGUGGCAUGUAGCCGCAGAGCUGAACUCCGUGACGCUUCUGGAGAAAUUACUUGACUUGGGCGGCGUACAUGCUGCGCUAAAAUUCACGUCCAAGCACCAUGAGACCCCUAUUUGUGCGGCAGCGACUCAAUUACACCUCGAGGCUGUUUCUCUUCUCCUGCCUUUUUGCAAAACGGAAGAACACUGGACAAGCAGUAAAGCGCUGUCCGCCAUUCUAUAUGAACCCAGAUUCUCUGGGAUCGUUCAAUCCCUACAUGGAUUCGGCAUCUUGUCACAAACGCCAUGUGGUACGCAUGCUCUAUCAUGUGCAUUCUAUCGUGCUAUUCCUCUUGAUGAUGUACAGACUUGUGAGAAGCUUUACGGUCUCGGCUGCCCUUUGGGCAAGGCCUUGGGAUGUGGUGAAGUCACAAGGUUCUUCCUGGAUAUUUCAGGUGACUUCAUCUUCAAAAGCACCACAAGGCUUGAAUCGCUCAGUGCCAUCAUUGAUCAGAAGGAUAUCCGUCAUCAGAACCGGACUCCUCUUUUUGUGGCAGCCACGCUGAACAAUGUGAAAGCGGUAAAUGCUUUACUUAUUCAUGGGGCCGAUGUCAACGCAACCGACGACAGAAAUCGCACGCCUCUUUUUGUUGCAGUUGAGCAAGGUGUGACAGAAGUUGUAGAGUUGCUCAUUGGUCACGGUGCUCAUGUCGACGUGAUGAGCACUUCAUCUCACGGACUCCUUGAUGUGGCUUUCGUGCAGAAAUCGUGGAGAAUGGUCGACACUCUUCUUGAGGCCGGCCUAUCAAGAAAACGAACAAAUGUGGACGGAAGAAAUCUCCUCGGCCUUGUGACUUUAUGGACUUGCCAACCAGGCGCCAAACCCAACAUUGGACUCUUCAAGCGGCUCCUAGAUCUUGGCGUCGAUCUAUAUCUCAGCACCUGGCCUGACCAUUUCUUCUGCAACGGAGUAGAUAACUUGGUUGAUAUAACCUAUAGCCUUCGCUAUGUCAAACCUUCAAUCAAGAUUGAAGGUGUCCGCCAGCUAUGUGGCCUGGAAACCCCUGGUGCUCAUAGUUUGUUGUGUCGAGCAGCCUGCUGGGGUUCGGUCACGGCGAUCCUGAACCUUAUCAAGCUCGGUAUUAGUGAUCUUGAACACCAUUGUCAUGAACACGGAUCGCCCUUAAAUGCUGCCGUUCAAAACCACAGAUGGGAGGCAGUCAAGUUUCUUAUGCUUCAUGGCGCUACGGUUCCUGAAGAUCUUUUGAGGCCCAAGAAUUCUACUCCGAGUACUGCAAACCCAGAUUUUAUUAUUCGAGAGUGGCUAUUUGUUGGCAGGCACACGGAGCGAAAGCGACUUUCACUUGGCCUUUGGGACGAUGAGCCGGAGAUUAAGAGCUGGUCUGGAGCAUGGGUUGUUCGGGUGCCAUUACAAUGGCGGGAUAGGAAGUGUUCUGUAGAGAGCAUCUUGGAAUACGCCAAACGAAGACAUUGGCUUGAGAUUGAGUACAAGUCAAGCGAUAUUCGAGAUGUUCAAUUAGUGCGGCCAAAAGAAAGAUGUAGGAGCAUGUCGAGUGUUGAACGCUAG